UUCAAGAUGGCGGACGGAAACGACGAAGGCAUGCUAAAGUUUACGUUGGUUCAUGGUGCAAAGAAGUACCCGGUUGAGCUGCCGAUGGAAGGCAGUGAUGGUGAGGGACCCACUGUGGAAGAUUUGGCAAAUCUUGCAGCUCAGCUGACUGACGUUCCACGAGGAUCACAGAGACUAAUUUUCAAAGGGCAGUCUUUAACAGAAUUUCCACAGCCAUUAAAAUUGCUUGGAGUGAAGAAGGGAAGUAGGAUAAUGUUAAUUGGCAAAAAGUUUGAUCCUUUAGCUGAAGAAAACAUGAAAGCAAUUCUGGCAGCUGAAAAGAAGGUGGAUGAUAUUGAGAAAAGACUCAACGAAAAUCUAGAAGAACUCCAAGGAAUAGAAAAGGGAUUUCUUCAACCAGAGCUGGUCACCCAGGCACUGGAUAAGCUAUCAAGAAAAAUACAAGCAGUUAGUGAGGACUUUAUGAAAACUCUUGAGGGCCUGGAUGCCUUGCUCAUAGAUCCCAGUCUACAGCAAGCAAGAGGAAAAAAGAAAUCAUUGGUUCAGCGGAUUCAGCUUUUACUGGACAAGACUGAUAGAACAUCAACUAGAAUCGAAUCCCUCAAAGAGAAUUCUUAGCCAAUGCUGGAAAACUCAGUUUAUUUUGAAAAGAUUUAAAAAGAACAACUUUCACUUUCCUUAGGCAGUUAUGUCACUGUUACAUUAGUUUCUCUUUUGCUACGCGAAAAAUUACCCACAUUUUGAAAGGAAAGCCAAAACAUCAUUUACCAAGGUUGGAGAACACCUUGGAAGUUAUAACAGGAGAAUGGUCGGAAGAAACUUGUAUUUUAAGAGAAAUUAUUUAUUGCCCGGAAUGCCGAAUUGUUUCCUUUUGCAGUACUGUUUGCAGGAUGAAUUUGGAACGUUUAAUAUAAUGGUUUUUCCACUACGUACUUAUUUAGUAAAGCCUAAUUUGAAAGUACAUAUUUUUAAAAUACAGAUAAA
This is a messenger RNA of Orbicella faveolata, 984 nucleotides long. RefSeq names its product BAG family molecular chaperone regulator 1-like. Gene Ontology annotation, molecular function: adenyl-nucleotide exchange factor activity; protein-folding chaperone binding. Gene Ontology annotation, biological process: protein stabilization. NCBI's taxonomy places the organism in Eukaryota, Metazoa, Cnidaria, Anthozoa, Scleractinia, Merulinidae. Gene Ontology annotation, cellular component: membrane; cytosol; cytoplasm. The record is from RefSeq and is a predicted model, not a curated record.